AUGGUGAAGCAGAAAGUGUGUCUUCUUCUGCUGGCCGUGUUGGCCUGUGCUCGGGCCGAGCAGUUCAAUGGAUACUUCUACCCGAAGCCGGACUGUGCCCUCCCCUCGACGGUCUACGUCACCCAGACGGAAACCGACUACCAGCGUUACACGGAAACCGUUACAGCGCCGGUGUACGGCGAUGAACAGACGGUUGUGUCGUCGGUCUACAUCACGUCCACCUACACAGCUACCGUACCCGUCUACCAGACGCUUACCAGUACGGCCACCUACACCGUAACACCACCGCUGCUGCCACCCAGCACGGUGUACAACACGGUCACGCUUCCGCCGGUAGUGUCGACGUACACUAGCACCGUAGUAACGGCAACGCCCGUCUACCAGACCGUUACGGACACGCGUACCGUUACACAGCCCCCGGUAACGCUUCCUCCGCAAGUCAUCUACUCGACCGUCCAGCUGCCACCGGUCACACGCACCGAAACCUCCGUCUACACCACGACCACACCCGUCAUCCAGACGGUCCAGGACUACCGCACCGUCACGCUGCCCCCAGUGACCCUCCCGGCGCAGACCAUCUACUCCACCGUCCAGCUGCCUCCAGUAACGCGCACUGAAACGAACGUCGUAACGCGCACCAGCACUGCCGUUAGCACAGUGCGCGAUACCGUAACGCUCCCUCCGGUAACGCUUCCUGCUCAGACCAUCUACUCCACCGUCCAGCUGCCACCGGUCACGCGCACCAGCACAUCCGUGUACACCACGGCCACCCCGGUCUACCAGACGGUCACCGAUACGCGCACCGUCACGCUCCCGGCCGUUCCACUGCCUCCCCAGACCAUCUACAGCACCGUUACGCUUCCGGCCGUAACGCGCACCGUCAGCUCCGUGUACACGCAGCCCGGUGGCGUGCAGACGGUCUACGUCACCGAAACGCAGGUGCAGCGCGACGAGCUACAGUAUCAGACGGUCUACAAGACGAGCACCGUCACGCUGCCCGCCGUCACCAAGACGUUCUGCGCCCCGACGUACCUGCCGCCCCAGAACACCCUGGCCACCUACCAACAGCAGCGCCGUUACACGAACGGACUCUUCUAG
This is a messenger RNA of Anopheles coustani, 1098 nucleotides long. Its product is annotated as mucin-2-like. Bases 1 to 1098 code for a protein of 365 amino acids. The record is from RefSeq and is a predicted model, not a curated record. NCBI's taxonomy places the organism in Eukaryota, Metazoa, Arthropoda, Insecta, Diptera, Culicidae. The transcript is spliced from 2 exons.